Messenger RNA from Phyllopteryx taeniolatus (common seadragon), 3352 nucleotides. RefSeq names its product Sad1 and UNC84 domain containing 2 (gene sun2). NCBI's taxonomy places the organism in Eukaryota, Metazoa, Chordata, Actinopteri, Syngnathiformes, Syngnathidae. The transcript is spliced from 15 exons. Gene Ontology annotation, biological process: nuclear envelope organization. Gene Ontology annotation, cellular component: nuclear envelope; meiotic nuclear membrane microtubule tethering complex. Gene Ontology annotation, molecular function: protein-membrane adaptor activity. The coding region runs from base 655 to 2628 and encodes 657 amino acids. The record is from RefSeq and is a predicted model, not a curated record.
AAACCGGUUCUUUACUUUCUUUUGACCGAUCAUAUUUUGUAAAGAUGUGGCGUCUGUCAACUUUGUGUUGUAUUUUAAUUUUGAAUAAUCAUGCGCUCCAAAUGUGUUUCCUCGUAUGCCUCCUCGCUGCAUAUUUUUGUGCUUUUCUAUGUUUCUCUCUGUGGUCUCUUUGUGUUAGUCUUUACCCUUGUAGAUUAGCUGGAUUAUUGUGAACUAGAUUAGCGGAGCGUCUGUCAGAGAUUUUAUUGUUUUACGCCACUAUGGCCAUUCCUCUGGCUAGUAGGAAUGGUCAUCAUAAUAUUAAUAGUUUUCAAAAGCCCUAUUUUUUUCAGAAAAUCAACAUCAGUACAACACCUCCCCAAAAGCAUGUGUAAUUGCUAAUUUACUUACGCUGUCAUUGAUAACAACAGUAAGGACACAGACGCCGCUGACGCCAGCCGUGCCCAUCAAAGUUUGCAGUCACGCCAAGCCCCCCUAAAAAAAGGCUUCAAUAGUUAACCAAAUUUGCACAUACGAGGUUAUACCAAGAUAUAUUUUUAUUUUGGUGGGCGUAGUGAUUAGCAUGUCUGCCUCCAAGUUCGGAGCUUUGGGGUGUGUGUUGGCGUGGGUUUUCUCCCGGUAAUCUCCCCCACGCACACAUUCCAAGAAAGAUGCAUGUUCGCUGAAGACUCACAAUUGUCCAAAGGUGUGAAGGUGAGUGUCAUUGGCUGUUUUGAAGCAAAUAAAACCGUCAACUACGUCUUUCUGUCAGUCAUGUCUCGCAGGAGCUGUCGCCUAGCAUCCACAGGCUACUACAACUCGGAUGACGAAUCCGACUCAAGUAGCGUAACCAACAUUUCAUACAGAGAGAACCCCGUCAAGGUUUUCAAGAAGAAGGCCGGGACCCGUAAAGCCGCCUCCCGCGCCUCCACCAAAGCCAUCAGCAAUGCCAGCACGAGCAGCUUACAAUCGCCGUCCACCACAGCCCGCAGACCUUCCCUAAGCACCCAGACGAGCCUGACCAUGGGGAGCGUGUCCUACGCCACCCCCAGGGCCACACCCAGGGCCACCCUCCGGCCUUCCCUAACGCCGGCGUCGUCGACCACGCACCAGACCGCCACCCGCUCCCCUGCGCCUCCUCCAGAGAGGUUCCACAGCUCCGGCCAGGCUGUCGUGUACCUGCGACCGGACCACAAGGAACAGGAUAAGAACUGCAUAGACAGCUCGGGUUACUCUUCCUCUGAGGGCAUCAACUUGAAACCCCCAACACCAACUACCACCACCAGGUCCGGUAGCACCAACACCACCAGUAAAGUCAAAAGUAACAACGUGGCUCCCAGUGUCGGACACAGACGGCAAAUCAACAGCGCCUUCUGUGGUGUGAAGGACUCACUAUCAAGAUUGACUGCAAAGAUAAAGCAUCUUACCACUUUUGCCAAUAGAUCCUUAAUCAGCGCCCAAACAAAGACAACUUGCAUUGUCCUCAUCUUGCUCUCUGUUGUGGCUGCCUUUGUUUGGUUCCUCCCUCCCUUGUUGCCUCUGACUCUCAUGGACUUCAUAAAGGCCCAUUCGCAGAUUGCCAAGCUCAAGCACCACUCUAUUCUCCCAGCCAUUGUACCUCCUCCACCCAGCACCAUGCAAUCCACAUUCGCAACGGACUUGGGCACAGUGCCUACUGAUAUAGAAGCAAAAAUGCAGCAUCUUCUGGAGGAGCUGCAGCUGAAGCAGGAGCUCCUCUACAAGAUCAAGGAGCAAUUCGAGGUGGACAUGCAGAGUAUGAGGGACGACAUGAAGGUGUUGGAGUCCAAUAGUGGGCGCCAUCUGGACCAGGAAGUCACCGUACUGGGCAAGAAAAUGGACGAUCAGAAGCGGGAUUUUAAUAAGCCCCUCUCAGGUCUCAGUGGUAGAAUGAAAGCUUUAGAGACUCAGAUUGCCAAGUUGGCCAAGGAGUUGUUGUCCAUCCACUCGCAGCCUCCUGCGCUGCCUUGUCCUGACAUCUCUGCCCAAAAACAGCUCACGCCAGAGCUCCAGCAGGCCAUGGAGAAGUGGCUCACUGACCACAUCCAGGCGCAUAAUGCAGUCAUCCUACAGCAGAAAGGAAUCUCUUCAGCGUGCACACAGCCCUUGGCUAACAAAAUGGCUGACUUUGCGCUUGAGACUCAAGGUGCCAGCGUGAUCAGCACCCGCUGUUCUGAAACGUAUCACACCCGCUCAGCAUGUCUCAGCAUGUUAGGAUUCCCCUUGUGGUACCCGACGGAGAGCCCUCGCACUGUCAUUCGGGGCGAGCCAGUGCUGCCUGGCAAAUGUUGGGCCUUUCACGGUGCCCACGGGACUCUCGUCAUCGCGCUGUCUCACCCCAUAUGGAUAACCCAUGUGACGAUGGACCACGUGCCGCGUCACAGCACCCCCAAGGGCCGGAUCGACUCUGCACCCAAGGACUUUGCGGUCUAUGGAAUGAAGAAUGAGGUGGAAGAAGGAACGCUGCUGGGAACGUUCACGUACAACGAGGACGGCGAGCCCACGCAGACAUUUGAGCUGCCCCCCAGCGACGUGAUCUACCACGUGGUGGAACUGCGCGUCCUCAGCAACUGGGGUCACAUGGAGUACACUUGCCUCUACCGCUUCCGAGUGCACGGAACCCUGGCAUGAUGCGCCCCCACUCCUCGGAUGAAGUGGUGAGUUUCCACCACUAAAGGCCGCACUGACGCUUUCAGAUAUUGGGACUGUCAAAUGAAUAGCAUGAAACAUGAUGUCUGGUGACAUCGUUGAAGGAUGUAAAUAUUUUGUCAAAAUCAUUACAAACCCGGCCAAAAAGUUGAUUUCAUCCCUGGUACUUAAAUACUUGAAUACCCUUUUUUUUUUAUCUUGCCAUCGUGUUGAUUCUUGUAAGAAGCACUUGAAUUUUCUAAGGGCGCAAAGUCAGGAAAAUGGAAAAUGUAUUUGAUGUGAGAGAGAGAGAAUAUAUUUUAGCGAAGUCAUGCCUUGUGUCAUUCAUGUCACGUACGAAAUAUUUAUGAAUGAUUAGGGGCAAGAAAGAAGAAAAAAAACUCGAUAGUUGCAAGAAUAAAGUAGUAAUGUGACGAGAAAAAAAAUCAUCAAGAAAAUUUUAUACAUGAAAUAAAAAAUUUUUAAAAAGACAAUAAAAUCGCAGGAUUACAUGAAUUGUAGUUUGUUGUUGUGAUAUUUUGGUUGUCCGUGUCUAUAUGUGCCCUGCGACUGACAGGCGACCAGUUCAGGGUGUAGUGUGCCUUUCGCCCGAAGUCAGCUGGGAUAGGGUCCAGCGCCCAGCGACCCUAACCAGGAUAAGCGGUGUUGAAAAUGGAUGGAUGAAAAAGUGCUAUUUCAAGAAUAAAUUACAAUUUGUGAAAGCUCA